Messenger RNA from Oxyura jamaicensis (ruddy duck), 2738 nucleotides. It is a transcript of the gene PI4K2A, whose product is annotated as phosphatidylinositol 4-kinase type 2 alpha. Gene Ontology annotation, molecular function: 1-phosphatidylinositol 4-kinase activity. The transcript has 9 exons. NCBI's taxonomy places the organism in Eukaryota, Metazoa, Chordata, Aves, Anseriformes, Anatidae. Gene Ontology annotation, biological process: Golgi organization; endosome organization; phosphatidylinositol phosphate biosynthetic process. Gene Ontology annotation, cellular component: trans-Golgi network; plasma membrane; lysosomal membrane. The annotation marks the transcript as partial. The record is from RefSeq and is a predicted model, not a curated record.
GGCCCGGCGGCGGCGCAGGCCCAGGCCCAGGCGGCGGCGGCGGCUCAGGCCCAAGCGGCGGCGGCGGCGGCGCUGGCCGCGCAGCGGGAGCGGAACGAGUUCCCCGAGGACCCCGAGUUCGCCGAGGUGGUGCGGCGGGCCGAGCUGGCCAGCGAGCGCGGCAUCUACCCCGAGCGCAUCUCGCAGGGCUCCAGCGGCUCCUACUUCGUCAAGGACCCGCAGGGGAAAAUCAUUGGCGUCUUCAAGCCCAAGAACGAGGAGCCGUAUGGGCAGCUGAACCCCAAGUGGACCAAGUGGCUGCAGAAGCUGUGCUGCCCGUGCUGCUUCGGGAGGGACUGCCUCGUCCUGAACCAGGGCUACCUGUCAGAGGCGGGCGCCAGCCUGGUGGACCAGAAACUGGAACUCAACAUUGUUCCUCGCACAAAGGUCGUGUAUCUGGCCAGCGAGACCUUUAACUACAGUGCCAUCGACAGGGUGAAGUCCCGAGGAAAGAGGCUGGCCCUGGAGAAGGUGCCCAAAGUGGGCCAGCGCUUCAACCGCAUCGGCCUGCCGCCUAAGGUGGGCUCCUUCCAGCUCUUUGUGGAAGGCUACAAGGAUGCUGACUACUGGCUGCGACGGUUUGAGGCUGAGCCGCUCCCCGAGAACACCAACCGGCAGCUGCUGCUGCAGUUCGAGCGGCUGGUGGUGCUGGACUACAUCAUCAGGAACACAGACCGGGGCAACGACAACUGGCUCAUCAAGUACGACUGUCCCCUGGACAGCGCGGGCGUGCGGGACAGCGACUGGGUGGUGGUGAAGGAGCCCAUCAUCAAGCUGGCUGCUAUAGACAACGGUUUGGCUUUUCCUCUGAAGCACCCGGACUCCUGGAGAGCAUAUCCCUUCUACUGGGCAUGGUUGCCCCAGGCCAAAAUCCCUUUUUCACAGGAGAUCAAGGACCUGAUUCUCCCCAAGAUCUCAGAUCCCAACUUUGUCAAAGACCUGGAGGAAGAUCUGUAUGAGCUCUUCAAGAAGGACCCUGGCUUUGACAGGGGGCAGUUUCACAAGCAGAUUGCUGUCAUGAGAGGCCAGAUCCUGAACCUGACUCAGGCACUGAAGGACGGGAAGAGUCCCCUGCACUUGGUUCAGAUGCCACCCGUGAUCGUGGAAACGGCGCGUUCCCACCAGCGCGCUGCCAGCGAGUCCUACACGCAGAGCUUCCAGAGCCGGAAGCCUUUCUUCUCGUGGUGGUAGCUGUGGGAGCCGCGGGCAGGGCUCAGCUGCCUCGGACUGGCACUGCGAGAGGAGCUGGGCCGCUCCUGUGGCUGGGAUGUGACGUUCCGGGUAGAGAGAGCAGGUGUGGCUGGAGGAACCUGCAGCUGGAGCGGAGGAGCCAGGCAGGUUGGGCACGGUCCCUCUCUGGCUCCCUUGGAGCUGUGUGGUGCGCGUACAGCCUUGCCUGGGGAGGAGCUCAGGGGGAGGCAUGGGAAGCGGCUGCGAGCUGCAGCGUGGCUGGGACCCUGCCCGUGCCUCCUUUCCCUGGCCUGCAUGCGGUUCGCAGCACGCCUGCUCGGGCUGGGAUGAGCUGGCUCCCCGGGUCAGGAUCCGUCCAGCCUUUACACCAGCUGCCGGCCUUCCUCUUCCUGCUGUGCCUGCUGCUGGCUCCAGGGCUGGGAAGGCCUGGAGUGGGUCAUACUGCCCUCCCCGUCCUCAAAGGCGUGCUCGUCUCCUCCUCACUUUCUCUCUUCUGCCCCAACCCUGUGCAAGCUGCUUUCCUCAGGGGGAGUUCCCGCUGCCUGUCGGUGCAGUGGGGACCACAAUGAACGGCUGUUCUCUGGCUGGGGGCUCGAGGAGGGGAUGUAAGGAGGACCCUGCUCUUGCCUGCUCCCUGGGGCAGGCUUGGCUGCGGUUUGACACUAAGUGGAAAAAGGUGCUGGCUUGGCCUGGUGAAGAGCAGGUGGCUCUGGGGGGUGCUGGAGCCUAGCCCACCCCAAGUAGGGGUGCAGCGGCCUCGCCCUCUGCUGCCCCAGUCCAUCCAUCCUGCUAGGUCCCCACAGCUGCUGUUGCUUGGCUUUUGCCCCUGCUCCCAGCAAAGCUCCCUGGCUGCUGUGCAGCCGGGGUCGGGCCAGCCAGCGUGGCUCCAGCCUUGCCUGGACCUAGCAGUCACCUUGAGGGACAGGGGAGGAGCCGGGGACAGGGGACAGCUGGAGGGGCUCUUCCUGCUGGGUGGGUGGGAGCCAUGCAGGAAUUGGGGUACUGGGAGCACAUGGGGACCAGUGUGGGCUCCUGGCUGUCCCUGUGCUGACAAUCUUGUGGGCCUGAUGUGGGUGGGUGAGGCAGCAAGCGCCCCCUCUCCCCAAAAGCUGCUGAGCUGUGUUGUAUAAAACGGUACCAGGGCUGCUGCCUGCGUCUGCUUGCCUUGAGCUGUGGCUUUCCCUGUUGCUGAGGAGAGCUGGGGGUGGGUCUCGCUGCCCUGUUUGCCCAUCCUUGGGGGGGUGGGAGGGAAAUGAAAGCUGGUUGGGGCUCUGCUGGGGGGUUUGGGAGGAGAAGGCAGCUCACUUGUCUCCUGUGAGCAGAGGGGGCUCGGCCCCAGCUGUGCUGAGGAUGCUGCGAGCACAGGGGAGUGGAAGUGAGACCCCAGCUCCCCAGCCAGGCCCGGCUGCAUCUCCCACUGACCCAAACCGUAUUGUUCUAAUGCACUGUAGAAAUGUAUGUAAUGUAUUUAAACCUUGCAACCGGCUGAAUAACAGAGCUGCCGUUCA